UAAUUUAUUAAUCUAUUUAUUUCACUUAAUUCUUUCAAUUAAUUUACAAUUAUAUUUUCAAACGGUCGAACUUCUUUUCAAACUUUUGACCUCGAGAUAUUUAUAAUAUCACGUGUCAUUGAGCGUCGGCAUCGAACGCGCCGCGCAUAAGAUCCUUUAGCAAACAAUAUUACAUAACCUCACUUUUAAGUAUCUCUAACGCGUCAACUCACGCAGCAACGACACUAUGACGGCGGCAACCUCAAACUGGCACGUUUCCUCUGUCAAAAGUUUGAGGACGUUUCACGCGAACGCCUUCGAAGGACCGAACAGACACGUAGCCCGAACGACACUUUGGAUUCGGCUCCUCGUGAGCGCGCGAUGCCAUUAACAGAACUGCGCGUGGGUACGGAAGCAUAUAUCGUUCAAACGACGAACCAUAAUUUCUUGCUGGUUAACAGUGCCAACUUGCGGCGUCUCCUUGAAACAGAGAGUCUUCUUCGAUUUGACGCCAUCUAUGAAAGCGUUAAAAUUGUCGAAGUAUCUUUACCGAGCGUUCCUACUUAAUUUCGUUCUUAUUGAUUUUAUCGACGUAAGAAGCGACAGACCGGCCUUGAUAUCGGACGAAGAUAUAAUAGUGAUUUAUGUUAGCGUUAAAAAAAGAAAAAAAAGAAGAAAAGUUUAUAACAGUUCUACCGCAAGAAAAACUUGUAAUAAAUUGUGAAAAAAUACCUGAUAUAUUUGUUAUAUGAUCAAUCAGAUCAUCAAAAGACUUUAAUAAUGACAUCUGACAAAUCUAAAAAUAGAAAACAGUACCCUCAAGUAUUAGGUACGAUUUUUUCUCGGAGAACUAGACAGCUUGUUUUAUCUACUGGAAUACCUUUUUUGGAUUACAAAAUAGGUGACGGUCUACCUGUUGGAUCAAUAUUUUUAAUUGAGCAAGAUACUUAUGGAACUUAUGCUAAUAUGAUACAGAAGUAUUUUAUAGCUGAAGGAAUAGUUAUCGGUAAUAAUUUAUUAAUAGCUUCUCUAGAUAGAAAACCUUCUGUUUUGCUUUCGGAAAUACCAAAUCCAACAAACUCUACAAAUGAAUAUAAAUUACAACCGUCGGAUGAAAAAUUGAAAGUUGCAUGGAGAUAUAAGAGAUCAACUUUAUCUGAUUUAUAUGGAACAUUUGGGCAUGAGUAUGAUCUUAGAAUAUCAAUGAGUAAGCAAGUUAUUGAUAAGGCAAAAAUAACACAAUGGCAUGGAUCUACAGAAAAGAAUAUAAAAAAUUAUAUUUUUGAAAAUCCUGCUUAUGAAGAUCUAUUAGAAACUAUUGCUAAAACUUUAAAGAAUGAAAUGCUUAUCCAUUCCGAUGAGCUACAUAAAACCAAUAUGUUGAGGAUUUGUAUCAGUUCUUUGGGUUCUCGAAUGUGGUUUUCUGAUUCUGAAGAGAGUACACGUGCAGACAUAUUUAAAUUUCUAUAUUGCUUGAGAGCUCUAUUAAAAAGUUCUUAUGCCACUGCAAUUAUAAGUAUUCCAAUUCAGAACUUUGACAAUAGUGUUAAUUUCGUGGAAAGACUUGAGCACUUAUCGGAUAUUACUAUCAAAUUAGAAUCUUUUAGUGGUUCUGCGAAAGAAAUAAAUCCUCUUUUCAAAGAUUAUCAUGGUCUAUUACAUAUAAAAAAAAUACCGAUCUUAAAAACAUUGCCUCCUGAUGAACCUGAAACAACAGAUCUUGGCUUUAAAUUACUAAGUAAAAAAUUUGUAAUAGAGGAACUUAAUCUACCACCCAUAUCAGAUAAUACCAUUGAACGUGAACAAGACGAAACAUCAGCUACUGGUAUUUGCUCAGCCGGUGGAAGGAAAAAUCUUUUAGAUUUUUGAUAUUUUCUUAUUGUAUAUUUUCAAAUUUAAUUUUUUAUAUUUAUAAAGAUCCGGUAAAAGUAUAAACUAUAAUCAAAAGAUUAUAAUCGAAUUCACACAAAUA
Vespa velutina is the source of this 1951-nucleotide messenger RNA. RefSeq names its product elongator complex protein 4 (gene Elp4). Bases 760 to 1848 code for a protein of 362 amino acids. Gene Ontology annotation, biological process: tRNA wobble uridine modification. The record is from RefSeq and is a predicted model, not a curated record. The transcript has 6 exons. Gene Ontology annotation, cellular component: transcription elongation factor complex; cytoplasm; elongator holoenzyme complex. Lineage: Eukaryota; Metazoa; Arthropoda; Insecta; Hymenoptera; Vespidae.